This is a messenger RNA of Daldinia childiae, 1497 nucleotides long. RefSeq names its product Isotrichodermin C-15 hydroxylase. The transcript is spliced from 3 exons. The record is from RefSeq and is a predicted model, not a curated record. Gene Ontology annotation, molecular function: monooxygenase activity; iron ion binding; heme binding. NCBI's taxonomy places the organism in Eukaryota, Fungi, Ascomycota, Sordariomycetes, Xylariales, Hypoxylaceae. Bases 1 to 1497 code for a protein of 498 amino acids.
AUGUUGGGCACGGAAGAAACUGCUAUCUCGUAUACGCUGGGGUAUCCAAUUUAUCGAGCGAUUUGCAACCUCUUCUUCCAUCCUCUGUCCAAGAUAAAAGGCCCACCAUUAUGGUCUGCCUCACGAUUACCGUUUAUAUAUUCGCUCCUUCGGGGAACUCUAAUUCACGACGUGGAAAAUCUUCAUCGAAAAUACGGCCCAGUUGUUCGCAUCGCUCCAGACGAAGUUACAUUUGCUCAAGCAGAAGCCUACCAAGAUAUAUUUCAAUCUCGGCCGGACAACAAACCAUUUUUGAAGGACCACAUUUGGUGGGAGACUCAGCCAGGCCUCCCGGACACUAUCUUGAGUGCAAUCAACCCUGAAAAACACGCUCGUAUCCGAAGACUUCUUGCGCCUGGGUUUACGCCACGAGCUUUACGAGAUCAAGAACCUAUUUUACAUCAAUACGUAAACCUACUUGUUGAACGCCUGCACGAACGCGCGCGGGAAACUAAAGAGGCUCGAAUUGACCUUGUUCCUUGGUUGAACUUCACAACAUUUGAUAUAAUCGGAGACCUUGGUUUUGGAGACUCUUUUAACUGUCUACAACACUCUCGCUACCACCCUUGGAUCGCGUUACUUUUUAGUACCGUUAAAGCUGCUACAUGGGUAGCAUCAGCACGCUACUAUCCUUUAGUAGAAUCGAUCCUACUCAAGUGCAUUCCACCUUCUUUAAUGAAGACGCAGACUGAUCAUUACCAACGUAUUGCUGAUAAGGUCGAUCGGCGUCUCAAUUUCGAAGUGGAACGACCUGAUAUACUUUCAUAUGUCAUUAAGAAACGUGAAGAAGAGGCUAUUCCAAUUGGCGAAAUUAAUUCUACGUUCAUGAUACUGACUACUGCUGGUAGCGAAACUACGGCCACCCUUCUCACAGGAAUCAUGAACUAUCUGGUCAAUUAUCCAGAUAAACUUGGUAUACUAGUAGACGAGAUACGUCAUAAUUUUCAUCGCCACGGGGAUAUCACCCUAGAAGCCUUACGUGGUCUCCCGUAUCUUAACGCUGUAAUUAACGAGGGCUUUCGGUUGUGCCCUCCCGUCCCUUGGAUACUGCCAAGACGAGUCCCUCAAGGUGGGGGUAAGGUGUGUGGUAUAUGGCUUCCAGGUGGAACAGCAGUGUCAGUCCAAGCCUAUACGACCAAUAGGGACCCCAAUUACUUCCAUUCCGCAUCGGCCUUUAUUCCCGAACGUUGGCUUCCCGAAGUACAUUCUGACCCCACGUCUCCCUUUUCAAAGGACUGUCGUGAAGCUGUGCAGCCAUUCAGUCUUGGUCCACGUAGUUGCCUCGGCCAGAAUCUGGCGAUGGCAGAGUUACGACUAAUCAUUUCAAAACUUCUCUGGACGUUUGAUUUCGAGGCAAUAGAGGAAGAAAGACUGGACUGGGAGAAUCUUAGAGUAUUUUUACUCAUCGAGAAGAAACCCAUCCAAGUGAAGAUAAGGCUAAGGAGUGGCGUGAGUUAG